Bombus pyrosoma is the source of this 1218-nucleotide messenger RNA. RefSeq lists its product as uncharacterized. The coding region runs from base 291 to 773 and encodes 160 amino acids. NCBI's taxonomy places the organism in Eukaryota, Metazoa, Arthropoda, Insecta, Hymenoptera, Apidae. The transcript has 3 exons. The record is from RefSeq and is a predicted model, not a curated record.
UUUCGAUGCUGAUGGAAACAUUCAAAGUACGUGAUAAAAUGUGGAUAUUGUAAUGGUUUGUCUUUUGCUGAGGUUGCGUCUGCGAUGCUUCUGGAACCUUUCCUGCUGAUGCCAGUGGGAACGUUCAAGGCGCGUGGCAACGUGUCUUUGCUAAAGUUGCAUCCGCGAUGCUCCUGGAACCUUCCAUGGCGGUGGGCAUCUCAUUGUUCCGCCGAGACUUCGCACAUGUAGCACGCGUUACUUCUUGUUUCCUUCAAUAAAGUAUUUUUGCAUAAUAGUUAUAUUGGGUCAUGGACACGGAAGUAUCCGCCCCUGUGCAAACUGUACAAUGCAAGAAGAAGAAGAAAAAUAGGGGGAAGAGAAAGUCACGUAAACGGUAUGUGAAUGGUUCAAGAAGACGUGGCUGUCGUGGCGGUGUGAAAAAUCGCGAGCAAAGGUUGAAGAAGUUGGAGAAGCUGCUUUCCACGCAGAUUGGCACCGCGGCUCCAACAUCAGCAUCAAAUCCCAAUGGCCCCUCGGCCACCGACCUGACCCUGUUCGAUGAGGAUACCAUUGAGUUACCGCCAAGUACCCCUUUCAUCCAAGUCCCUGAUACAGACGUUUUCGCGAAGGUUCGUUUCCCUCAGGAGGUUCCCGACGAGGUUCCGGACGCUCACCUACGUCAUCAUUCUUCUGGUCAGCAGGGGACGCCCCCUGUCGCACGUUUUUGGUGUGCGGACAAGCCUCGUGAAAUGCAUCCUGAUGUUCCGUGCAAUGAUACCGAUUUUGUUUGACAAUAGUGUCGUGCUUAGGUUAUUUAAUGGUGUAAUUUUUAUAAUUUUAUAUUCCGUUGUAUAAAAGAUAUAUUUUGCUCAUUGUAGAUUUUGAUUAAUAUUCCCAUGUGAUUGUUGCCUCCGGUGUUUGGUUUGAUUUACUGUUUCCGCGAAUAUAGGUUUUGGUGAUUUUGAUUUUAAAUGAUGGAUACGGAGGUAUCUUCGUCAGAGGUUCCUAUGCGGACUGUCCCAGUGCGUAUUUUGUUUUGUUUUAUUUUAUUUAAUCUGUCCUGCUUCGUUCAUCUUCCAUGCACCGCAUGCAUCACUUCAGCGCAAGAGGAAGAGGGGCUCCAAAGAAUCCGUGAGUGGUCUCAGAAGAUGCAAUCAACGUGUGAAAUGUUGUGAGCAGGAACGAAAAAUCAAAGUUGCUGAAGGAGUCGUGUGACGUUUGUGUUGAUUUUGAUUA